Molecule: messenger RNA, 425 nt
Organism: Dentiscutata erythropus
Lineage: Eukaryota; Fungi; Glomeromycota; Glomeromycetes; Diversisporales; Gigasporaceae
Source: the annotation of a GenBank genome assembly
AUGUAUUUAGAACCUGGUAGAUAUUAUUACAGAGAUUUGUAUGAAGAAAUAAAAUAUGAUAGUACCAAUAUGGCAAAUUUUAUAAUAUCAAAUUUGGUGAGAAAUCCAAAUGAAGUUAUUACUAAAAAAGCAUAUUAUUGGAAAUUACUUCUAGUUAACUAUCCUGAUUUAUCAAAAAAUGAAUUAAAACAUCUUGCUAAUAUUUUUGAUAAAAAUAAUAAAAAGAGAAAAAGAAAACAGUGUGAUCUCAAACUAAGAAAAGUUUAUUCUAAUCUCCUUAUUUUAAGCGAGUAUGAAAAAAUUAAACAAUCUGAGAUUUAUCAUAGGGUUGAGUAUACCCAUAAAGAAUAUUUAAAAGAUUGGCAUAAUAAACAUGAUAAUGAACGUGAAUUAUUUUUAAAAAAAGCUGAAGCCAACAACUUGAA